GGGGUCAUACCACUACUACCCAGUGCCCAUACUUACAAUUGCGACAUAAACUAACCAUGAACCAUUCUGCCUUGACUUCUACUUCACGAUUCAUAGAAGCAGAUGAUGACGAUGAUGACCUAGACGAGCAAGACAUUCCUGGGUUCUCAGUACCAUCACUAGCCAUAGACAAGGGGAAAUCAAGGGAGCCAGAACAGCUUGCCGAACCUUCGGCAGCUCCCUCUCAGAACCAGAAUGUGUCUGGCAACAUCGGUGCCAAUAGCUCGUCCGGCAGUUCCAACAGGCAAACUGUCGGCGGCAUUCGAGUCGAGACUCGGUAUUCUGGGGCGGACACUCUAGAUGAGCCUGUCACCACCACAAUCGCACGCGACUUGCUUUCGAUAUACUCGAAGUUGGUACAUGUGCUCUACCCUCGUAAGUCUAGUGGACGCGAAGUCCUCAGAGACUGGGAUCUUUGGGGACCAUUAUUGCUUUGUCUAUGCCUAGGCAUCAUGUUGAGCGUGAAUGCACCCUCCAGCCAGUCAUUAGGGGUAUUCACUUCUGUGGUUGUGAUCGUUUCCCUUGGCUCUCUUGUCGUGACCGUCCAGGCUAAGCUUCUCGGUGGCAGAGUGUCCUUCUUUCAAGGGCUCUGUGCACUUGGCUACUGCAUAGCGCCAUUAGAUAUCGCUGCACUUAUCUCGUGCUUCGUGCGUGUCAUAUGGGUGCGUGCGCCCGUAGCCCUGGCUGCCUGGGCUUGGUGCAUAUGGGCAUCCGUAAACUUCUUGGACGGCACGAAAAUUGAACCACAACGCAUCUUGCUCGCCGUAUACCCACUCCUGUGAGUCAUGUCUGAAGUCUAUUGCGCUGCGAGAAUAACUAUUUUCUCGCAUUGUAGGCUUUUCUACUUUGUACUGGCGU
Suillus clintonianus is the source of this 897-nucleotide messenger RNA. RefSeq lists its product as uncharacterized. The transcript has 9 exons. Gene Ontology annotation, biological process: endoplasmic reticulum to Golgi vesicle-mediated transport. Bases 57 to 821 code for a protein of 254 amino acids. Gene Ontology annotation, cellular component: membrane; trans-Golgi network. The record is from RefSeq and is a predicted model, not a curated record. NCBI's taxonomy places the organism in Eukaryota, Fungi, Basidiomycota, Agaricomycetes, Boletales, Suillaceae.